AUGCCGUCGCACUUCAUCGUUCGACGUGCUGACGCUGAUCGGCACCAAGGUGAAGGCGGCGGCUGGUGCCCCAGUGAGGCGCCGCCAGGUGGCCAUGCCUUUGAAGCAGGCGCCAGGCAGCGGCGCAUCGGCAGGGAAACGAGAAGACCACGACAGGCUCAUAGCGAGAAGCAGCGGUCCAACAUCCAGAAGGGGUACCAGAGGCUUGAAUACCUCCUGGACAACUGGGAGGAGGAGACCACGGUCUGCAGGCCGCAGUGCAAGCGAAACCCAGACGCGGUGCGCUCCUACCUGGGCUUGCGGAGCACCGACGAUCCGCUGUUCAAGCUCGAGGCGAUUCUGACCAAGGACGCCCUCGAUGACGUCGUCGGUGACCUCGACGAGUACCAGGAUGCGGUUAGCGCGUGGAAUACCGCGAUCAGCUUGGGCAACAGCGAUGCCUUCAUCUCCUCGUUUGGGGAGUUCAAUCCAGGCGGCGGCAGGGAGCAAGUCGAACUGUACAUCGAGAAGUCCAAGGAGAACGUUGUCCGGGCCAGGGAUUCUCUCAAGAUCCUUUCCAAGGCCCUCGACAUCAAGGUCUAG
This is a messenger RNA of Prorocentrum cordatum, 582 nucleotides long. Lineage: Eukaryota; Dinophyceae; Prorocentrales; Prorocentraceae. The record is from the annotation of a GenBank genome assembly.